Molecule: messenger RNA, 736 nt
Organism: Teleopsis dalmanni
Lineage: Eukaryota; Metazoa; Arthropoda; Insecta; Diptera; Diopsidae
Source: RefSeq, a predicted model, not a curated record
AAAAAAAAUAUUUUUUUAAAGUUUAGAAUAUUCACUUAGAAAUCUUUAAUCUUAAAGCCUAAAAAUGAUAGAAAAUAUUUGGUUGAUAUUUAAGUUUUGCGAGCUUAUUGCGAGUAUAUGCGGAGCCUACUUUCACAUUGUUGGUUCUUUAAACCAAAUGGAACCACUGCCGCAUAACUCGCUAUACUGUAUCACCUACAUAGGAUUUUCGAUUUAUAGUUUAUAUGCAAUCGUCAGUACAUAUUUUGGAGAGACGAUUAGUGCAUUAGGAGAGGGCAUAAUUGCAUCGAUUGGAGUUGUACUAUUUUUCAUAACAGCAAUAUGCUCAUUAUCGCAUAUGGAAUCAGAUCUUCAUUUAUUACAUCUGACACAACUCGAAGAGGUCAAGCAUCCAUACUUUCAAACUACUCUCAGUCAAAGCUAUUGCUCGCUCGUAGCUGGUGCAAUUUUUCUGCUUCACGCCCAGCUAGCAUUCGACUAUAUGGUAACAAGAAAGAGUGGUUAUAUCGAAACUGAGGAGGCAACAUGGGAACCUCCUUUGGAAAUCGUUUUUUUCAGUGAAAAUUUUCAAGAAAAACUUAUGAAUACGGCUGUGUACCGCAAGUUCAUCACAAUAUUAAAUGCACAUCAAACACCAAGUGCAGUUUAACGGAUAUUCAGUGAAGUUAAAUGAAUUGUAAUAAUUAAUUUAAUAAUGGAAUAAUGUAUAUUCCAUAUGUGAAAGACAAUAAUAACA